AAUGUCGUAUUAAUUCAAUUCGAGUUAAGUCGAUAAAUUCAUAAUAGUUUUGCUCCAAAAUCCUAUUUCUGAUGAUUCUUCAAAAAUAAAAACUCCGAAAUCUAAACUUGUGGACUUAUUUAAAGGGACGGGCGCCCAACCAACUAAGCUGAUGGGAAGGUCUACUACCGGUUCAGGCUGAAGGAGCUUUUGCCGCCGCCACCGUGACAGUUGCCCUAGCUAGAGCAUCUACGUCCCACCCUACAACAGCAUGACCCAGACCCAGCAAGAUCUCGCCGCCGGGGAGGCGGUGGUGAGGCCGAGGCCGAGGCCCGCACCGAAGCGGUUCGUCAAGAGCCAGAUCCCGGACUCCGUCCUCAACGACCCGGCGCUGAAAGCCGCCAUCUCCGUCCUCCCGAGCAACUACAACCUCGAGGUCCACAAGUGCGUCUGGCGCAUCCGAUCCUCCAAAGCGAAGCGCGUGGCCCUUCAGCUCCCGGAGGGCCUCCUCAUGUACUCCCUCGUCCUCUCAGAUAUCUUCACGGCCUUUGGCGGGGCCUCCCACUGCUUCGUCCUCGGGGACGUCACCUACGGCGCCUGCUGCGUCGACGACCUUGCUGCCUCCGCCCUCGGGGCUGACCUUCUCAUCCACUACGGCCAUAGCUGCCUCGUCCCCGUGGACACCACCACCGUCCCCUGCCUCUACGUCUUCGUCGAUAUCCUCAUCGACGUCAAUCUCCUUGUCAGCACCCUGAAGCUGAACUUGCUUCAGGAUUACUCCAACAUCGUCCUUGCAGGCACCAUUCAGUUUGCCACUGCGAUUCGUUCUGCCAAGCCUGAGCUCGAGAAGCUCGGAUUCAAUGUCUUGAUCCCACAGGCAAAGCCACUUUCUGCAGGAGAAGUCCUCGGGUGCACGGCUCCAAGGAUUCCUGUCGACUAUGCAUCGGAUGAUCGGACAGUCUCAGUGUUUGUUGCCGAUGGGCGGUUCCACUUGGAGGCCUUCAUGAUAGCAAACCCGGGGAUUAGGACCUUCCGCUACGACCCCUAUAUCGGGAAGCUGUUGCUCGAGGAGUAUGACCAAAAGGGUAUGCGAGAAUCUCGUAAAAAUGCGAUCUUGAAGGUGAAGGACCAGGCGAAGAGCUGGGGUAUUGUGUUGGGCACACUUGGGAGACAGGGGAAUCCUAGGAUUCUUCAGAGGCUAGAGAAGGUGAUGAGGGAGAAGGGUUUCGUGUACACUGUUGUACUAAUGUCCGAGAUAAGUCCUGGGAGGAUAGCCUUGUUCGAGGACUCUGUCGAUGCUUGGGUGCAGAUAGCCUGCCCCAGGCUUUCUAUUGACUGGGGGGAUGCUUUCCAUAAGCCCUUGCUUACACCCUUUGAAGCCGAGGUGGCUCUCGGGUUAAUCCUGGGAUGGUGGGAGAGAAGUGAAAGGACAAAUGCCUGUUGUGGAGAUUCAUGCUCUGGGUGCGGGAGCAAUCGGGAUCGCAGGGUUGAGGAUUAUCCAAUGGAUUAUUAUGCUCAGGAUGGUGGUGAAUGGAACUCUUCCUACGCGAAGAAGCCGUCCCGCCCCUUACACCGAAAUCCCGCCUCCACCUGUUGAUAAGUCCUGAUGGCUCGCUACCGGAGGAACACCAAAUUUUGUAUGAACCAAUUAGUUUUGGUGCACUCGGAGUUGUAUUAUCCUUCAAUCAACCUUUUUCAUAGCCACAUAGUUAGAUUUAAAUUACCUUGCGAGCUUCAGGCUAGAGAUAUCAUUGUUGAUAAGUUAACUGCUCAUACUUCCUGUAGAAAAAUAUCCACCAUGCUAGAUAAGGAUAUUACUCCUUCCAUGUUAUACAGAAUCCAAAUUGUUAACUCAGUUUCCUUGUACAAUUGAAAGAUUUAAGUUUUUUAUUAGAUCAGCUUGGAGUUUCCCCGAA
Punica granatum (pomegranate) is the source of this 1895-nucleotide messenger RNA. NCBI's taxonomy places the organism in Eukaryota, Viridiplantae, Streptophyta, Magnoliopsida, Myrtales, Lythraceae. The record is from RefSeq and is a predicted model, not a curated record.